UUGUGAUAAGGGUAAUAAUGGGAUGGAUCCCUCCCUAUUUUGUGGUCACAAAUGAUAUUUAUCCAAUUGAAUGGCAGGGCGUGAAUUCCGACAUUGGAGAAGGAAAAGGGGAAGGAAUGGACAUAAUUUAAUUGGGAAGAGAUAGAGAUAAGAAGAGUAUUGAUUGAGAAAAAGGAUAAUGUUGUGAAGGAAAGAAGGAAGGAAGAAUGAGCAGUUUUAGUUUAUAUGCUGGAAUGAAAUUGUCAUGGCCGAUAGGAGACGUAAGUAGGCAACAGAUACAGAUGGGAAAUGUUAAAAUUAUGGCGUGUGUUUCUGAUGGUUCUACUCACAGUCAGAGUUCCUUCCUUUCCCGUAGCCAGACCUAUGCUCUUUUGAAACAGCAAAUGGAUGUGGCCGCCAAAUCUGAGGACUACAAAGAGGCUGCCAGACUUCGUGAUUCUUUGAAAAUAUUUGAGGACCAAGAGCCUGUUUUGCGCCUUCACAGAUUGGUCAAAGAGGCUAUUGCACAAGAGAGGUUUGAGGAUGCAGCCAGGUACCGCGAUGAGUUAAAGGAUAUUGCUCCCCACUCUCUCUUGAAAUGCUCAAGUGAGGCAACAACACUCGACGACCCACAUUGGGUCCAGGGGGUUCACCCGAACCUCCUCCGCAAAAAAAUACACGAUAUGUAUAAGGGAAUCAGGGUUCAAGUUAGAAGUGUGUACAUCGAAGGUCGAAGUCAACCUUCAAAAGGCCUUUAUUUUUUUGCUUAUAGAAUAAGAAUUACCAACAACUCAGAUCGUCCUGUUCAACUUCUUAGAAGGCACUGGAUCAUCACUGAUGCGAAUGGAAAAACGGAAAAUGUCUGGGGAAUUGGUGUAAUUGGUGAACAACCAGUGGUACUUCCCAACACUACUUUUGAAUACUCAUCUGCAUGCCCAUUAGGAACUCCAAGUGGAAGAAUGGAGGGUGACUUCGAGAUGAAGCAUAUUGACAAAGUAGGCUCACGGACAUUCAAUGUUUCCAUCGCUCCUUUCUCUCUCUCCAAAGUUGUAGAUGGCAGUGAUACCUUUUCCGAUGGGAGCUGAGAAUAUUUUGAAGCAUGCAUUUGUACAUUUUUAUAUAAAAUUUUAGGCUAAGGUUGUGUUUUAGUUGCUGGCAGAUAAUAAACUCAUUGGGUGCAUUCGAUAAAUGUUAUCGCUUGAUGUAAUAUAUUCCUUCGAUAAACCGUAUGAAACAUAGGGAUCUCAUGCAUUCUUUUACAUCGAACAUAUCUAUCUGUGAAUUCUAAUUGUAUAUAAUAUCAUAUUCAACUCUCUCCUUUUCACACUUAAA
Messenger RNA from Solanum lycopersicum (tomato), 1311 nucleotides. RefSeq lists its product as uncharacterized. The record is from RefSeq and is a predicted model, not a curated record. Lineage: Eukaryota; Viridiplantae; Streptophyta; Magnoliopsida; Solanales; Solanaceae. Gene Ontology annotation, molecular function: protein binding.